AUGGCCUGUUUCCGUGGUAGCCAGGAAUUUUAUGGAGAAGUCCUCCUAUUGGACGAUACGAAGAUCUCGCUGAUGACAGAACACGGCAUAAAGAAGUCUUCGAAGGCGGCGGCCAUCUUGCAUCGCGUGUUUUCUCACCUGAACGUCGUGGAAGUCAAAUUCUUCGGUUUGAGAUUCUGCGACGAUAAACAACACACGCGCUGGUUGGAUCCUUUGAAAACUCUCUCACGACAUCGAGGCCUCAUGGGGCCACCGUACAUUUUUUAUUUUGGUGUCAAGUUUUAUGCUGAAAAUCCGUUGAAGCUCAAAGAGGAAACAACGAGGCGUCAGUUUUACCUUCAGCUGCGUCAGGACGUCUGUCGAGGUCGUCUGCUAUGCCCCGCCCACCUCAAGCCACGCCUCUCUGCUCUGAGGCUGCAGGCUGAUCAAGGUGACGUCGGGGGGGCAGAGGAGCUGGACCUAGGUGUAAACCAGGAAGUGCAAAUAAUCUACAAGUCUCUCAGCUCGCUGGCGAUGUACGGAGUCUCUCUGUUCAACGCCUACGGCGAGAACCAGUCGGAGUACUUCCUGGGUCCAACUCCAGGGGGCGUGGUCAUCUAUAAGAAUAAAGUGCUGGUGGGAAAAUAUUUCUGGUAG
Messenger RNA from Pleuronectes platessa (European plaice), 636 nucleotides. It is a transcript of the gene epb41l4a, whose product is annotated as erythrocyte membrane protein band 4.1 like 4A. The record is from RefSeq and is a predicted model, not a curated record. Bases 1 to 636 code for a protein of 211 amino acids. Gene Ontology annotation, cellular component: cytoskeleton. Lineage: Eukaryota; Metazoa; Chordata; Actinopteri; Pleuronectiformes; Pleuronectidae. The transcript has 8 exons.